Messenger RNA from Protopterus annectens (West African lungfish), 2200 nucleotides. RefSeq lists its product as uncharacterized. NCBI's taxonomy places the organism in Eukaryota, Metazoa, Chordata, Ceratodontiformes, Protopteridae. Gene Ontology annotation, molecular function: nucleic acid binding. The record is from RefSeq and is a predicted model, not a curated record. The transcript has 2 exons. Bases 156 to 884 code for a protein of 242 amino acids.
CUUUAGACCUGUCUAAGAGAAGCAUUUCUUUAUAGGCACUGAAGAGAGAGAGAAAGCACAAGAGAGCAAAACUCAACUUUAGGAAAGCAGGUUGUGCCAGUUUAGAGUCACACUUGUGUACUGUAACUUGUCUCAGCCAACAGUAUCCCAACAAGAUGAUGCCAAGGUUUGCUCUGCUGUUGCUCUCCAUACUUCUGCUUGGCUCACCAACUCUUCAAGAUGAAAUCACCCUCAACAAUCAGCCAGACUCUCUCAGGAAGAUCUGUGCUCAACUCCAUGUGCCCGAGAAUCAUCAGAUAAAGUCUAUCUAUGAAACAGAAGCAAAGGCUCCUAUUGACAAUAGUUGGGCCAGCCUUGUUACUACUUUUACUGUAGAGGAAGGAUGCUUGCUUACAUUAUGGAGGAGCUCCAAAUUGAAAGAAAGUCCACAGAAUUUUCUGGAAGGUACCUACCAAAAUGAUCAAGAGGUGCUUAAAGGAUCCUUAGUUGCCUUUAACUGUAGUUGUGUUACAGACAAGCAUCUUCAUAAGUUGGAAGCCACAAACUUUGCAAGUUUUCGAAGAAAACACCUAGUUAGACCAGGCACAAGAGGGAAUGAUAGGUUCUGGACCAAUGAAAUGAGAAACAGGAGACUGUGCUGUCGCAGGUUCAACACGUUCAUUCAUGCUACAAAUCGUCAAGCUAUACAGAUUUGCCGUGGCCGUCGUGUAGGAGGAGGUGCUAAUAACCUGUAUAAAAGUAAUAGGAGGUUUCUAAUCACUGAGGUCAGACUGAUAAGAAGAAAUCCUUUAAAAUAUCGUGGAAGGAGAAGAAGCAGGUUUGUGGUUGUUGCAUGUGAUAACAACAGGAGACCGGUACAUCUGGAGAGAACAGAGAGCAGAUAAAAGUGCAUCUGCAGUCAUUCAUCUCCUGAUCACUUUUCCUUAAUCUAUAAAAGAAUGGCUCACAGAUUCGGGCUCACAGAUUCAUGACCUCUUUAAAUAAAGGGCUACUUUGCUUUUCCUAGCUGGGAUGUUUGGGGGGGGGCACCUAUUCAUAGUCUCUACAUACUGCUGCUAACAUUUUUAUUUUCAUACAGCUUUUCUGUGCAAAUUGUAAGCUGUAGGUCACAUUUCAGUGAAACUAUGAAGGAGAGACACACCAUGUAUGGCAGAUAUAAACACAGGUUCUUCCUCUGAAAGCCAUAUAUGGGGCAUUUAAAAUAACUGCAGAUCCACAUUUUUGUAGAAGAAAUAUGUUUCCUUGAAUUUCCAGUUGGCUAUUCUAACAGGCCCAAAUAUCUCUGGGAAGCAGAUUAUCUCCUAAAUAACAACUUGUAGCACCUGUCCUAUAUACCACACCAUUUAUAGGUGAGAUUACCCAAAUAAAUAUUUAGGGUAUCACCAGUUUCAACAUUAACUUUGUGCAACAAGGGACAUUUUGAGGUACAUCACAUCCUUCACAGCUGGUACAGUUCCUGGGCUUCCUCCUUAACUUGUCUUUAGACAUCUGCCUCCUUCUAAACUUUCUUACAUGAGAAAAAGAGAGAGCAGGAAAUAUCAUCAAUGAAUAUUGCCAAAAUAUCAUCUUCUUUUGUGGAUGGCUACAUUCGAAAUUUGUCCAUUUUAUCUCAAAAUCCAUUCUGUGCUAGUGGAUUGAUGUAUUAGGCCAUAUUUUAUUCAGAAACAUAGUUUUUCCUAAGGAGAGGAAGCUUUAGCAGUCUCUAGCACAGCGCAAUCCAAAACUGAAACAGCUGAAGCUAUAAGCUCAUAUCCUACAUUCCUUUUAAUUCUACUGUAUAAAAAAGAUCAUUCAUAGAAAGCUAACUAACUUCCCAGAAAAAUAGGGUUUACACACUCCUAAAGAGACUCUAAGAAGACCAUAAAGUCAAAAGUGGUCUUAUAAAACAUCACAAAUCAUGUUCUAUAGAGAAAACACACAAAACCUACAUGAGUCUUUUUCCUAGAACUUUCAGUAGACUUCAGCAUUGUUUGCCAAUAUCUUUCUACUAGAAAUAUUUGCCUUAAACUAGACAAGGAAUCCUUACCAUGGUUCACCAGCUUUGUCCAGAGAACACAGACAAGAUGCAUAGAUAAAAUGUCUUCCUUGUUCUUUAUCUCUGAGAUACAUGAGUUCUACCAGGAUCAUGGCUUGCAUGAAUGCUUUUCUUAGUAUCUAGUAAUCACACAUGGCAGAACUACAGUUAAACAGGCACCAUAAA